Messenger RNA from Paramecium sonneborni, 6862 nucleotides. The record is from the annotation of a GenBank genome assembly. Lineage: Eukaryota; Ciliophora; Oligohymenophorea; Peniculida; Parameciidae.
AUGAGAUUUUUAUAUUGUGAUUCAAAUGUAACUCCUGAGAUGAAAGAAAAAAUUAAAAAAUUAUUAUUUGAGAAUGCAGAUAAAUUAAAUCACUAAAAUCCAGCACUCUUUUUAUAACAACUACUUAAUAAAAAUUUUGAAAAACUAUGGUAAAAGAUUUAAUAGUAAUUUGAUUAGGUUUGUUUAUGUAAUUUAUAGUCCUGUAGAAUUGGAAUACUAAAUUAGAACAAAUACUUAAAUAUGUAAUAUAAAUUUUGAUAUUUAUAGUAAUUGAUAUUGAAAUUGAGAAAACUAGAUAUAUUUUGGCAUAAUUUGAGGAAGUGAGUGUAGGAACAUUCUCUAAGGAUAAGUUUAUCAAAACUUGUUAGCAAAUUGAAAAGAAUAUUCAAUAGCAAUCACAUGACCUGAAUUCAGUUUUACAUGAAUCUAUAAAAUAUUUAGAAUAUAAUUUUGGAUCGAGUAGUCAUAUGAUGCUAAUUAAAUGUAAUGAAUAGGAAACAUAAAUAUAAUUUAAUGGUCCUAAUUAGAAUUAAUAUAUCUUCAAAACUUAGAUAAGUGCCUUAGAAUCAAUUUAAGGUGGAAUAUUUUAUAUUCCUUUGGGUGCUGAGGAAGAUGAAGGAAUGUAAGAUUUUCAUCAUAGAAAUACUUCAGGAGAAGAAGAAUUUGAUAAUAAUUAAAUAAGAGAUGAAAAUUACAUUUAAGAUGAAUAUGAAGAACCUAUGGAUUUAUAAUUUUAAGUUAUGCUAGAUCCUAAAGAUUUCAGAUAAUCAACAGAUUAAGUCAAAGUUAGUUUUGAUGAACUUGAAAUUUAACCACUGAAAUUGCAUUCCUUUUCUAUACUUUUUUAAAUUAUCAUAUCACCAUUCCCAAAAGAAAUAAGUAUUUACAUUUAUAAUCUAAAUAGAGGAUGAUUUAAAUGUAUUAUCAACUGGAAGUUCUUUAAUGUCUAAAAAUAUGACAUUUGGUAUUAAUAGAGAUUAACUUUUCUUUUUUAAUUUCUAACUUAUGACUGGUAAAAUGGAAACUCUCUAUUCUUAAAUGAAAAUAAAAAGGAAUCAGUAAUAUUAAGUAGCGCUUGUUUAUACUGAAACUGAAACUUAUAAGUAAAAAUUAAUCAAUUCUAUAAAUUAGAGAAGUAUCAAUGUAUAUUAAUGGAGCAAUUGAAAAUUAAAUAAAUUUAUCAUAAUAAUUAGAACCCCCAAGAGGAUUCUUUUGGAUUGGUUCUGAAUAAGCAUUAAAAUUAUUCAAGGGAACUCUUUGGGAUGUCUUAUUUAUAGCUUAAGCAUUACAUUAAAAACACAUUAAAUCUAUAUAUGCUGAACUUUAAAGUGCUUUGUCUCAUAAAUUCUAAAGAAAAUCAAUGGAAAUAGUUGAUGAAAUAUUGUAAUAAUUCAAAGAGGAAAUUCCUAUAGAUCAAGAUGAAUCUAAAUAUACUCAACCCUAAAGUUUUUUGAAAUAGUAAUCUAAGACUCUAACAAAGGCAAGUAAUAAGAAAUUAUAGAUUCCUCCUCAUUUAUAAAAGAGUUAUCAUGUAUUUGAAGAAAUUGAUAAAAAGAAAUUUUAAUAAUAAGAAUAACCUCAUUAAAAAACUAUUUAAGAAUUUGCAAGUAUUAUUUUUAUAUUAAUUUAAAAGAUAGAUUAAAAUAACUGUUUGUAUAAAAUGAAAUGUUAUAUCAUAAAUGUCAUGAAUUAAGUUUAAAUUUCUAUUGGGUAUUUACUACAGUGUAGUAAUUAGCACCACCAUUAGAAGAAAAUGGAAGUCCAAAAUUACCAUUUGAGUAUAUUCAUUAAGAAUUAUUUAAAGAAAGGUAAUAUAUGAUAUGAUGAAUUAUUUUAGAUUUGAAACUUAUCCUUAUUAUGCAAUAGAAUUUGAUAGAUUUUGUAAAGUUGUUUAACAUAGUGGUAUUUAAUUAUCACAUGAUGAUAUAUAUUAAUUAGCUGACAUAACUGAAUCUUUAAGAGAUAAUAAAAGAUUUGGUCAUUAUUUAAUAUAUGAUCGAUUCUUAUUAUCAAUCAGAUAAGCAGCAUUAACUGAAUAAGAAAUAGAAGAAGUUAAGAGUUAAUAUAAUACUGAUGAAAAAGAAGCUGAUUAAGAUUUAAUUAUUUAUACUAGAGGUAUCUCAAGAUCAAAACAGGCAUAAGAACAUAACUUUAGUUUUUUUGAAUAAUUAAAAGUAUUAGUUGGAUCUGAGAAUGAGGCAUUUAAAUAUAAUAUUUAAUAUCUUUUGGCUUACUUUGUAAAUAAUGAUGAAUUUGUAUAAAAAUUAACAGCUGUGUAUAUUCAUAAAGAAACAGGGUAGGAAGUGGAAAUUGAAGGAAUCGAUCUAUUUUCUUAUGAGUAGGAUAAAAUAUUUUAAUAGAAAUUAGAUAUUUCUGAAGAGACUUAACCUAAAUACUUCAGAGUACAUUAUAAUGGUGAAAAUAUGGCAAUGAUAUCAUUUAAAACACAUGAAGCAGAAGAAACAUUUAGAAUAGAUAAAACAUUUAUAUAUAGAGAAGGAUAAGAUGCUACUGGUUAAUUAGAAACUUAUGCAUUUGAAUAAUAGAGAUUAGCUGGAUUUAGAGGUAAAAUUGUUAGAAAAGAUGAUUAUUCUCAAAUUAUUAUGUUAGCAGCAGAAUAUUUAUAAAAAGAUCCAAAAGUAGAGGAACAAAAACGAAAUCAACCUGAAACAUUACCAUAAUUACCCGAAAAUUGGAAUUAAGGAAAAUUUUAACUAAUUAUUAAUAGAUGUUCUGAUUGUGAAAAACAUAAAACAACAACAUGGCAUUAUGAAGCUGAUUUUGCAAGUAAAUUUAAUGAAAUUGGAUAAAUAUUAAAAGAUAUGUUUCCAAAUAUUGAAAUAAUAGGAAAUUGGGAUAAAACAUAAUAAUUAGAACAUUUUGAUGUAUAUAUAAGAGGAGUUGGUUAAUUAAAUUAAAUGGAUAAGGAAGGUAGAGUAUUUUUAUUUAGAAAGAAUGAAAAAUUAGCUAAAUUUUUAGAUUGUUUUUUAAAGAGAAUGUUAAAGGUUUAUGAUGAUAUAGUAUUAAUUGCAUAAGCAUAUGGAGAUACAAAUUACAUGGCUAGUAAAUAAGAAUAAUUUUUGAAAAGUAAUAAUUAUUCAUAAAGAUCAAAAAUAUCUCAUGAUCAUCCAUGCAAUGUACCUGAUAAAUAAGAGAAAUCAGAAAAAGGAGAAGCAUAAUUGGCUGGUAUGGAUUUUAUUUGUAAAAAUUGGGGUUGUGGAUAACCAUUUAAAUAUGAUUCAACUCCAAAUGGAAUAAAAACAUGUAAACAUCAUCCUGGUAGAUAUGAAUUUGGAUCUAAACAUGGAUUAUGGCCAGAAUGUUGGACAUGUUGUGGUAAAAAAUGGGAAGCAGAAGGAUGUAGAUUAGCUUAUCAUAAAGGUGUUCCUGAAAAAGAUUUUUAUAAUAUAUGUAUUAAUGUAGGACCUUUAGAUUCUAAAACUGGUUAUCCUGAAGGAACAUGUGGAAUGAGAUUUUAAGAUGGUGAUUCUUCUGAAUGUAAAUAUAAUUCAGGAACUCAUUAAGCUGCAAAAUGGCCAGAUCCUGCUGCUAAAGUCUAUUUUGUAUAAAAAAUACAUACUGUAAUUUUAUUAUUAUAAUUUAUAGAAUCCUGCAUAAAAAGAAAAAGAAACAUAACCUAAUAAAAAUAUUUAACUUAGACCAGAUGUAUUUAGAGAAACUAAACCUUACAAUGAAUUUAUUAAUAAAGAUAGAUAAAGAUAAAUGAAAUUAAUUGAAACUGAAAAAGAAUUAAGNGCAAUGAUAUCAUUUAAAACACAUGAAGCAGAAGAAACAUUUAGAAUAGAUAAAACAUUUAUAUAUAGAGAAGGAUAAGAUGCUACUGGUUAAUUAGAAACUUAUGCAUUUGAAUAAUAGAGAUUAGCUGGAUUUAGAGGUAAAAUUGUUAGAAAAGAUGAUUAUUCUCAAAUUAUUAUGUUAGCAGCAGAAUAUUUAUAAAAAGAUCCAAAAGUAGAGGAACAAAAACGAAAUCAACCUGAAACAUUACCAUAAUUACCCGAAAAUUGGAAUUAAGGAAAAUUUUAACUAAUUAUUAAUAGAUGUUCUGAUUGUGAUAAACACAAAACAACAACAUGGCAUUAUGAAGCUGAUUUUGCAAGUAAAUUUAAUGAAAUUGGAUAAAUAUUAAAAGAUAUGUUUCCAAAUAUUGAAAUAAUAGGAAAUUGGGAUAAAACAUAAUAAUUAGAACAUUUUGAUGUAUAUAUAAGAGGAGUUGGUUAAUUAAAUUAAAUGGAUAAGGAAGGUAGAGUAUUUUUAUUUAGAAAGAAUGAAAAAUUAGCUAAAUUUUUAGAUUGUUUUUUAAAGAGAAUGUUAAAGGUUUAUGAUGAUAUAGUAUUAAUUGCAUAAGCAUAUGGAGAUACAAAUUACAUGGCUAGUAAAUAAGAAUAAUUUUUGAAAAGUAAUAAUUAUUCAUAAAGAUCAAAAAUAUCUCAUGAUCAUCCAUGCAAUGUACCUGAUAAAUAAGAGAAAUCAGAAAAAGGAGAAGCAUAAUUGGCUGGUAUGGAUUUUAUUUGUAAAAAUUGGGGUUGUGGAUAACCAUUUAAAUAUGAUUCAACUCCAAAUGGAAUAAAAACAUGUAAACAUCAUCCUGGUAGAUAUGAAUUUGGAUCUAAACAUGGAUUAUGGCCAGAAUGUUGGACAUGUUGUGGUAAAAAAUGGGAAGCAGAAGGAUGUAGAUUAGCUUAUCAUAAAGGUGUUCCUGAAAAAGAUUUUUAUAAUAUAUGUAUUAAUGUAGGACCUUUAGAUUCUAAAACUGGUUAUCCUGAAGGAACAUGUGGAAUGAGAUUUUAAGAUGGUGAUUCUUCUGAAUGUAAAUAUAAUUCAGGAACUCAUUAAGCUGCAAAAUGGCCAGAUCCUGCUGCUAAAGUCUAUUUUGUAUAAAAAAUACAUACUGUAAUUUUAUUAUUAUAAUUUAUAGAAUCCUGCAUAAAAAGAAAAAGAAACAUAACCUAAUAAAAAUAUUUAACUUAGACCAGAUGUAUUUAGAGAAACUAAACCUUACAAUGAAUUUAUUAAUAAAGAUAGAUAAAGAUAAAUGAAAUUAAUUGAAACUGAAAAAGAAUUAAGAANACAUUACCAUAAUUACCCGAAAAUUGGAAUUAAGGAAAAUUUUAACUAAUUAUUAAUAGAUGUUCUGAUUGUGAUAAACACAAAACAACAACAUGGCAUUAUGAAGCUGAUUUUGCAAGUAAAUUUAAUGAAAUUGGAUAAAUAUUAAAAGAUAUGUUUCCAAAUAUUGAAAUAAUAGGAAAUUGGGAUAAAACAUAAUAAUUAGAACAUUUUGAUGUAUAUAUAAGAGGAGUUGGUUAAUUAAAUUAAAUGGAUAAGGAAGGUAGAGUAUUUUUAUUUAGAAAGAAUGAAAAAUUAGCUAAAUUUUUAGAUUGUUUUUUAAAGAGAAUGUUAAAGGUUUAUGAUGAUAUAGUAUUAAUUGCAUAAGCAUAUGGAGAUACAAAUUACAUGGCUAGUAAAUAAGAAUAAUUUUUGAAAAGUAAUAAUUAUUCAUAAAGAUCAAAAAUAUCUCAUGAUCAUCCAUGCAAUGUACCUGAUAAAUAAGAGAAAUCAGAAAAAGGAGAAGCAUAAUUGGCUGGUAUGGAUUUUAUUUGUAAAAAUUGGGGUUGUGGAUAACCAUUUAAAUAUGAUUCAACUCCAAAUGGAAUAAAAACAUGUAAACAUCAUCCUGGUAGAUAUGAAUUUGGAUCUAAACAUGGAUUAUGGCCAGAAUGUUGGACAUGUUGUGGUAAAAAAUGGGAAGCAGAAGGAUGUAGAUUAGCUUAUCAUAAAGGUGUUCCUGAAAAAGAUUUUUAUAAUAUAUGUAUUAAUGUAGGACCUUUAGAUUCUAAAACUGGUUAUCCUGAAGGAACAUGUGGAAUGAGAUUUUAAGAUGGUGAUUCUUCUGAAUGUAAAUAUAAUUCAGGAACUCAUUAAGCUGCAAAAUGGCCAGAUCCUGCUGCUAAAGUCUAUUUUGUAUAAAAAAUACAUACUGUAAUUUUAUUAUUAUAAUUUAUAGAAUCCUGCAUAAAAAGAAAAAGAAACAUAACCUAAUAAAAAUAUUUAACUUAGACCAGAUGUAUUUAGAGAAACUAAACCUUACAAUGAAUUUAUUAAUAAAGAUAGAUAAAGAUAAAUGAAAUUAAUUGAAACUGAAAAAGAAUUAAGAACCUGUACUAAUUGGGCAUGUGGAAAAUAAUAUCGUGAAAUUGAAAAUAGAAAAAAAAGAAUGUGCAAAUGUCAUCCUGGAGUAUUUGAUUUUGGACAUACUGCUACUAAAAUUUAAGAAGCUAUUGAAGAAUAUAAAUAAGAUAAAGGAUCUAAAAUUUUAUGGAGACCACAGUAUAUUUUAUAUUUUAUAACAUUAUAGUUGGACUUGUUGCAGAAAAUCUUGGAAUGAACCAGGAUGUACUUUAUAAUAACACUCAGGACCUUUAGUUGUAGAAUAUAAACCAAAUAAAUAUUUAUGGCCAGAUCCAAAAGCAUAAAUUUAUUUCAAAAAGAAAGUUUCAGAAAAUUGGACCAGAAUGCUUGAAUAACAUCAUAGUCUAACACCAGAAACAGCUAGUUUGAAAUAUGAUCUUUUAUGUAAAACUUUAGGUUCUGGAGGAGUAAUAAAUAUAUUAUAUUCUCUUAGUUAAUAUCUGCUUAUAGACUGCCUGAAUUAUGUGACAAAUUUGAACUUAAUUUAUGGGUUUGUAGUGAAGAUUUAGCAUUUUAAUUUAAAUUUACAGAUAUUAUGGAAGGAAGAGCUCAAGAAUAUUUGGCUGACACAAGUGGAAAUAUUGAUAAGCAUAAAUUUUUAGAUUGGUGGUUUGCUGAUGUCAAUAGAAUGUUGGAAAUUUCAUAAAAAUGA